This is a messenger RNA of Carlito syrichta (Philippine tarsier), 1479 nucleotides long. Its product is annotated as hepatocyte nuclear factor 1-alpha. Gene Ontology annotation, cellular component: nucleus. The transcript is spliced from 6 exons. The record is from RefSeq and is a predicted model, not a curated record. Gene Ontology annotation, biological process: pancreas development; liver development; regulation of transcription by RNA polymerase II. Bases 255 to 959 code for a protein of 234 amino acids. Lineage: Eukaryota; Metazoa; Chordata; Mammalia; Primates; Tarsiidae. Gene Ontology annotation, molecular function: DNA-binding transcription factor activity, RNA polymerase II-specific; RNA polymerase II cis-regulatory region sequence-specific DNA binding.
UAUACUAUGGACAGCCCGCGACUAGUGAAACAGCAGAUGUGCCCUCAAGCAGCGGUGGCCCCUUGGUGACAGUGUCUGCACCGCUACACCAAGUGUCCCCCACUGGCCUGGAGCCCAGCCACAGCCUGCUGAGCCCGGAAGCCAAGCUGGUCUCAGCAACUGGGGGCCCCCUGCCUCCUGUCAGCACCCUGACAGCACUGCACAGCUUGGAGCAGACAUCCCCAGGCCUCAACCAGCAGCCCCAGAACCUCAUCAUGGCCUCACUUCCCGGGGUCAUGACCAUCGGGCCCGGUGAGCCUGCCUCCCUGAGCCCCACAUUCACCAACACAGGCGCCUCCACCUUAGUCAUUGGCCUGGCCUCCACCCAGGCACAGAGUGUGCCGGUCAUCAACAGCAUGGGCAGCAGCCUGACCACCCUGCAGCCGGUCCAGUUCUCCCAGUCGCUGCACCCUUCCUACCAACAGCCGCUCAUGCCGCCCGUGCAGAGCCACAUGGCUCAGAGCCCCUUCAUGGCCACCAUGGCCCAGCUGCAGAGCCCCCAUGCCCUCUACAGCCACAAGCCCGAGGUGGCCCAGUACACCCACACGGGCCUGCUUCCGCAGACCAUGCUCAUCACCGACACCACCAACUUGAGCGCCCUUGCCAGCCUCACACCCACCAAGCAGGAGGCUGCUCUGCCCCCCCAGGUCUUCACCUCAGACACCAAGGCCUCCAGUGCAUCUGGGCUUCACACACCGGCCUCUCAGGCCACCACCCUCCAUGUCCCUAGCCAGGACCCUGCUGGCAUCCAGCACCUGCAGCCUGCCCACCGGCUCAGUGCCAGCCCCACAGUGUCCUCCAGCAGCCUGGUGCUGUACCAGAGCUCUGACUCCAGCAAUGGCCACGGCCACCUGCUGCCAUCUAGCCACAGUGUCAUCGAGACCUUCAUCUCCAUGCAGAUGGCCUCUUCCUCCCAGUAACCAUGGCAACCACCCCCAGGCGCUGGGCCCUGGAGUCUGCAUGACCUGCUGGGGGGGCUGUGCCUGGGUCCCCACCGUGCUCUGCCAGCAUCAGGGAUGGAGGGUUCUGAGGUGCCCCAACCUGCGGAGGGCUGCUUGGAUUGCCCAGACGGGUAUGGAGAGCUGGGAGCACAGCUUGUUCCUGGCAGGAUGUGGAGAGACUGUCCCUGCUGCUUGGGUGGUUACUUGGUGCCUUUGAUUCUGGCACUCCCAGCCUGGGUCUGUGGAAAGCCCUGGGACCCCACACGCCUCAGGACAGUCCCGAGUAGCUGUGACUUGCUGAGCUCCAAGGCCCUAAGCUCGGCAUGGCCUCGUUCUGUCACCUCUACCCACCAGGCCACUCCACCCUGCCCCAGCUCCUUCCAGCUAGUGACCCACAUGCCCAUUUGUACCCCUCCAUCACCCACUCACACCAGGCAUUUCCUGAGGGGCUACUUUGUGCCAGGGCCUGGGGCUCUGAUGCCCAAGCCUGGGGCAGCUC